GGCAUUUUCGUGAUAUUCGUGGACAGAAACCUGAAAGUUGCAGGUUUGAGCCCGUCCAAAUCUGAAGUUGCCCAUCAAGGAAGUGCCAAAGUGUUCCCGCCCUUUGUCCUCACUCACAACCUGGAUGUCUACUGGCAGCGCUACUGCGCCGAGUUGAAUCUGGCCGACGCUGAAGUUGCUGCGUACAAGCGCGUCGUGAUCCAAGACGAUCGAGAUGAAUCUCUGAAGUCGUUGCAGACGAUGGGGCGCCCACUGUGGGGAAGUUCACUCUACGCCAAACUUGAAAUCGAUCGCACACAAUUUACUCACGACUCGACAUCUGGAGUCAUCUGGAGGUCAAUGGAGGAUAUGAUAAAACUGGGGGCGGGCAAGUUGCUGGCAGGGCAGUACAUGUGGAGCGACAGGAGCUACAGCGAUGCGUCAAUGUUUGGCGUUGCUGCGAUGUUUUGUCGCUUGGGGGUGCAGUUUGAAAGUGGCUACGUACAUGGCCCCUUCCUCGCAUCGCAUUUGAUGGCGACGCUAUCGUGCACAAGUCGAGAUGGCACAGAGGAGUUGGUUGGCUAUUCCUCGGAUCUGAUGCUGGCACUAAGCGCGGCCCACGUUUGGUACGGGCAUGAAUACGACAGUAAAGGGUGA
Phytophthora sojae is the source of this 636-nucleotide messenger RNA. RefSeq lists its product as hypothetical. The annotation marks the transcript as partial. The record is from RefSeq and is a predicted model, not a curated record. NCBI's taxonomy places the organism in Eukaryota, Oomycota, Peronosporomycetes, Peronosporales, Peronosporaceae. The transcript has a single exon.